Platichthys flesus (European flounder) is the source of this 2850-nucleotide messenger RNA. It is a transcript of the gene dnase2, whose product is annotated as deoxyribonuclease II, lysosomal. Gene Ontology annotation, biological process: apoptotic DNA fragmentation. Gene Ontology annotation, molecular function: deoxyribonuclease II activity. NCBI's taxonomy places the organism in Eukaryota, Metazoa, Chordata, Actinopteri, Pleuronectiformes, Pleuronectidae. The record is from RefSeq and is a predicted model, not a curated record. The coding region runs from base 356 to 1501 and encodes 381 amino acids. The transcript has 7 exons.
AAACACAACAUUUUCCCGUCAUUUGUUUCCUACACGAUUCGCUGUUGUUGUACAAACUCACCCGCUCAGUUUAUUGUGUAUUUUCUAUUGUAACUGUUGUUGUUUUUGUGGCUGUUAGAUUGUCGUUAGCCAGCUUGUCGUUAGCCAGCUUGUUGUUAGCCAGCUUGUUGUUAGCUAGCUUGUUGUUAGCCCUACGUCAGUGUCUCAUCCUGCUCGUGACGACUCGGGUCUAAAAACCCGGAUGUGGCCGAAGAUGAAACUUGAUUAAAUCUCAGGUUUGUAAACUUCUCAGAUUCGUUUAAUUUUAAAAAACAAGAGAAACAGAUCGAGGAGGAAACCCGUCGUUCAUUCAGAGAUGUUUCUGUUCCUGUCCGUGCUGAUCUUCUUCGGGCCAGUAGAGGGUGGCAGCUCACCAAUCAGCUGCUACAAUGACAAUGGAGAAGCUGUGGACUGGUUCUAUCUGUACAAGCUGCCUAAACAACACAGGGAAAAAUCUCCCACGAGAGGGGAACUGUAUUUACUGUUGGACAAAGGGAGUGAAGGGUGGACCGACGGGAAGGUGACUGUGAACGACACGACGGGAGCCUUGGGCCGGACGGUCGGACAGCUCUACUCACAGGGAAAGAGCACGGAGGUAGCCUAUGUCCUCUACAACGACCAGACGCCGAGUAAGAACCUUGGUGGCAGAUGGAAAGACAACAACGAAGGGGGUCACACGAAAGGUGUUGUGCUGCUUGAUAAAAACCAGGGCUUCUGGUUGGUCCACAGUACCCCUCACUUCCCCCCUGUACGACAGGCGGGAGAGUUCUACUACCCGGACAGCGGUGUGAACAACGGACAAAACUUCAUCUGCGUUACCUUCCCGCUCGACCGCUUCCAGACCAUUGGCGAGCAGCUGCAGAUCAAUCAGCCUCACGUGUACGACUGCGAUGUCCCAGAGUCCUUGGCGUCCCUGGUGCCUUCGCUGGCGUCCCUCUGUGGGAAGAAGCAUCUGUCCGGUCACAUCUUCCCACACGUCGAACCUGUGUCUAACCGCAGCGUGACUUUGACCUCGAAGGGUGGAGACAACUUCCUCAGCUUUGCCAAAGGAGCCUCUUUUAACAAUGACCUGUACCACUCCUGGGUGGCCCCGAGCCUCCAGUCAAACCUCCUGGUCCAGUUCUGGAUCCGCUCCAGGGGCAUCCUCCCCUCCGACUGCUCGCUGGGCUGGAAGGUCCUGGACAUCGAGCUCCUCAGCCCGGGGAAGAGGUUCACGUUCAAGGCCAGCCAGGACCACUCCAAGUGGGCCGUCAGCACCCAGGCGGCCGGGAAGGGCGUCGGGGGGGGUUGGGUGUGCGUUGGAGACAUCAACCGGAACGAGGCGGAGGAGAAGCGGGGGGGAGGCACGGUGUGUCUGCGGAACCCUGUGGUGUGGAAGGCUUACCGGACAGCAGCUUUACAGUGUGAGGAUUGCGGAGGAGCCAUCAUCCCGUGCCCUGCUGGAGACGUGGUGGGGUUUUAAACGAAAGAGCUCAAAACAAGUUGUAGUUACUUCUGAAGCCUCUCAUUCAACAUUUCUUUCAUCAGUUUCUGUGAAAAAUUAAGGGUGCUCCUGGGAUUUACUUUUCAUAUUCGAAGACAAAUCAGUUACCAUCAGAAAACAAUACUUUGAUAUUCUAACAGUUAAAAGACGAUUAUUCAGUAAAACAAUACGAGCACCACAGACCCGGGGCUUGUGUUAAAAGCCUUUUAAAUUGUUGUUGCUGUUUCAAACGUUCCACAGUGUUCAGUUGUCUCUGUCCUGCUCUUAUUACAGACGUGUCUGAACUUACCACAGUCCUGCAAAUCUGUUCAUCCCACGAUUAUGUGGUCUUAUGGAAAGUGCUGUUUUGUUAAAGGCAACUGAAAACAAAUAUUGAAUGUUUAACGAUAAAGAUGAAAACUACUGUUAUUAUCUUAACACACCUGAAUCAAGCCACACACAACACUGAUGAGAAAGUUUCUAGUCUAAGGCUGGAUUUCUAGUAUUGGUGUAAUCACACAUGUUUUUGGGAUUAUGAAUGAGGUUUUCUUAGUUCUGAAGCAGAAGCUGGCAUUAACGGUUUCAUUAUGUCUCUAAAACAUUAAAUAUUCAUGACAACAAGCAAAAUUAAAAACAAUUUGGGUAAUUUAUAAAGAGCCAAUUGUACCAAAACAUGUUAGUAUGGACUGCAGGGCUGUCGAUUGGUAAAAAAUACAAGUGUGUGAGAACCCAUGACUCACAAUAAGAAGCUGAUAGAGAAAAUAAGAGCCUUUAAGUCACAAAAAAAACCUUUAACCAGUUCAGAAUGAUCUUAAUCUGUUGUAUAAAAUGCUGCUACACUGGAGGAGGAGGAGGAAACAAUCAGUUCUCUGGGAACUACGAUGUUCAUUUUGAAAAACACAAAACCCUCAACGUGCCUCACAUUUACCAAGAACUGACAAAGAUCCAGCCUUGACACAGAGCUUGUGAAAUGAAAGCAUCACUUCGAGUGUCUUUUCAGCCGCCGGCUAGUUUUAACUGAAACUGAAGAGAGAAUUUGCAAAGUGAACGAGUGCUGCUUCAUAAACUGUUGUGGGUGUGUUCUCAGGGAAGCUUUGCUUGUAGAAACUAGGAAAAUGGGAUUGGAACUUACAGCGUGGGAUAAAUUGCACUGCAGUGAUAUGUGGGGAAUGGUUUAAUACUUUGUGUUGAAUGAAUGUUUGUCUUUUAAACUCAGUGCUUUCUUGAUAAAACCAGAAAUAUUUUGGUUUUGUUUCUAGUUCUCAUCCAUUCGUUCAGAUCUUGAAAUUUGCUUGAAGAUAAAGACGCUGGCUGUCUUGAAUCUAAAUAAAAAAAACAAAAGACUCAAA